This is a messenger RNA of Felis catus (domestic cat), 936 nucleotides long. RefSeq names its product olfactory receptor 8S1-like. The coding region runs from base 1 to 936 and encodes 311 amino acids. Gene Ontology annotation, biological process: G protein-coupled receptor signaling pathway. The transcript has a single exon. Gene Ontology annotation, cellular component: membrane. Gene Ontology annotation, molecular function: G protein-coupled receptor activity; olfactory receptor activity. The record is from RefSeq and is a predicted model, not a curated record. Lineage: Eukaryota; Metazoa; Chordata; Mammalia; Carnivora; Felidae.
AUGGACUUGGGGAACUACAGCACCAUCACGGAGUUUAUCCUCCUCGGGCUCUCCGCCAAUCCCCACGUCCAGGCUGCACUCUUUGUGCUCUUCCUGGGGAUUUACCUGCUGACCAUCAUGGGGAACCUGAUGCUGCUGCUGGUGAUCAGGAUUGAUUUUCACCUGCACACACCCAUGUACUUCUUCCUGAGUCACCUCUCUUUUGUCGAUAUCUGCUUCUCUUCGGUCACUGUGCCCAAGAUGCUGGAGAACCUUCUGUCUCAAAAGAAAACAAUAUCAGUAGAGGGCUGCCUUGCUCAAGUCUUCUUUGUGUUUGUUGCUGCAGGAACUGAAGCCUGUCUGCUUUCUGCAAUGGCCUAUGACCGCUAUGCUGCCAUCUGCCACCCUCUGCUGUACGGACAGAUCAUGAGUAAACAGCUGUAUAUGCAGCUUGUGUGGGGCUCGUGGGGACUGGGCUUUCUGGAUGCACUCAUCAACAUCUUCCUAGCUGUGAAGAUGGUCUUCUGCAAGGCCCAAAUCAUCCCCCACUACAGCUGUGAAAUGCCCUCUCUCCUCUCACUGUCCUGUUCCGAUAUCUCCAGCAACCUCAUUGCCUUGCUCUGCUCCACUCUUCUACAUGGACUCGGAACCUUCCUUUUGGUCUUAUCCUACACCCGUAUAAUCGCCACCAUCCUGAGCAUCAGCUCCACCUUAGGCAGAAGUAAGGCCUUUUCCACCUGCUCCUCCCACCUCAUCGCAGUGACCCUUUACUAUGGCUCAGGUUUGCUCCGCCACCUAAUGCCAAAUUCAGGUGCGCCCCUUGAGCUGAUCUUUUCUGUGCAGUAUACUGUAGUCACUCCCAUGCUGAAUCCUCUCAUCUAUAGCCUGAAGAACAAGGAGGUGAAGGCAGCUCUGGCAAGAACUUUGGAAAAGUAUUUGCAACAUAUCAGGUGCUGA